Messenger RNA from Racocetra persica, 233 nucleotides. The record is from the annotation of a GenBank genome assembly. Lineage: Eukaryota; Fungi; Glomeromycota; Glomeromycetes; Diversisporales; Gigasporaceae.
UAUUUUUCAACGGCAAGUCAGUCCGAGGGAGCAAAAGGCAUUAGUUCAAUAAGUUCUGGUAAACUUUCCAAAUUAACAACUGAUAAACUUCCAUCAUUUAUUCGUCUUUUUCAUAGAGUUCAACCAUCAUCGUUAAUUUUUUCUACUUCCUUGUUCCAUUCUCCUUUGGAAACAAAACGAACCAAUAUUUGUGGAGAAUUAUUAUUAGAGGACAAAAUAUUAAGUAAUUUACG